Messenger RNA from Podarcis raffonei (Aeolian wall lizard), 2205 nucleotides. Its product is annotated as transcription factor CP2-like protein 1. The transcript has 16 exons. Gene Ontology annotation, biological process: regulation of transcription by RNA polymerase II. Bases 44 to 1780 code for a protein of 578 amino acids. Gene Ontology annotation, molecular function: DNA-binding transcription activator activity, RNA polymerase II-specific; RNA polymerase II cis-regulatory region sequence-specific DNA binding. Gene Ontology annotation, cellular component: nucleus. The record is from RefSeq and is a predicted model, not a curated record. NCBI's taxonomy places the organism in Eukaryota, Metazoa, Chordata, Lepidosauria, Squamata, Lacertidae.
UCCAGGGCAAGUUCUGCCCUUCCCUAUAAAGGCAUAUGGUGCCAUGAUUGCUAAGCAGUUUGAGGAUAAAAUAGUCCGUAUCUAUCUUGACUCCAGAUGCUGUUGUUUCUACAGAUCAGACCAAUGGUUGCAACCAGAGCACCAUCUAGUUUUAUGUUUAUUGCCACAGAUUCCCCAUCCCUGGAUGCUGUGGAAGGCCAGUGGUCUGAGAAGGUGGAUGAAGUGCUUGGAGGAGGUGUGGCCAACCACACGUCUGCUUGACCUUUGGCUCACCUUGGAUUUUGUUUUUAGCAAGGUGCCUGGGUCCAGUCCAUCUUUUUUUGGGGAUCCGCCAAUCAUGCUUUUCUGGCACAGCCAACCUGAUCAUUACUGGCCAAGCCCGGGGGAAGUGUAUCCUUGCUCUGGAAGCAACAUUAUAAGGGAACCCCUGACUUUGCCAUUCCUGAAACAGGAAGAACCAAACAGCAUCUCCACGUCGGCCGAACAGCACUGCCCUUCUUUCCAGUAUGUUCUGUGUGCCGCUACCUCUCCAGCUGUCAAGCAGCAUGAGGAGACCCUUACCUAUCUCAACCAAGGGCAAUCUUAUGAGAUCCGGAUGCUGUGCAGUCCCAAGAUGGGAGAGUCUGCAGAGGGGCGCAAGUUACUGAAGAGUGUUGUCAGGGUGGUAUUCCAUGACCGGCGACUACAGUAUACUGAACACCAGCAGCUGGAGGGAUGGAGGUGGAACAGGCCAGGUGACCGCAUCCUGGAUAUUGAUAUCCCCAUGUCCGUCGGCAUCCUUGAACCUCAUAUCCACCCGAACUUGCUCAACACUGUGGAAUUCCUGUGGGACCCGACGAAGCGGACUUCUGUCUUUGUCCAGGUCCACUGCAUCAGUACUGAAUUCACAUUACGCAAGAACGGUGGCGAGAAAGGUGUUCCUUUCCGAAUCCAGGUGGACACCUUCCGGUCCAAUGAGAAGGAGGAACAUGUGGAGCACUUGCACUCAGCCAGCUGCCUCAUCAAGGUCUUCAAGCCCAAAGGAGCAGACCGGAAGCAAAAAACAGACCGGGAGAAGAUUGAGAAGCAGUCCCUUCAGGAGCGUGAGAAAUACCAGCCCUCGUACGAAAGCACCAUGCUGACAGAGUGUGCCCCAUGGCCAGAAGUUGCUGGCAACCUUCACAGUCCUCCGACCACCCCUGGCCUUGUCUCUCCCCAUUCCUUCAAGCUUCAGACCCCUGAAAGGAUGUGCUCCUCACCUGGCUACACCUUGGAUAGCUCAUCAGAGAGCACAGCAGAGGCCCUGAGCCCCAGUGCUUCCAUCUUGGAAACCCAACAAUGGUUGCACAAAAACAGGUUCCCCAAUUACUCCCGGAUUUUCGCCAGCUAUACAGGAGCUGACUUGCUCAGGCUCUCACGCACGGACCUUGUGCAGAUCUGUGGAACAGCAGAUGGAAUCAGACUCUCAAAUGCGCUAAAGGCCAGGUGUGUGCGCCCUCGGCUCAUCCUUUAUGUGUCCAGGGAAGUGGAAACAAGCGGGAAUGUCUCUCCAAAUGAAGCAUCUGCCCUGUACCAGGAAUUGUAUCUGGAAGAGCUGACCGCCAGCGAGCUGACCAAUAAACUGGCAGAACUGCUCAGCCUCCCAGCCAACCAGAUUCAGCAGGUUUCCAGGCAGGGGCCGACAGGAAUUCACAUCCUUGUCAACGAUCAGAUGGUCAGAAAUCUUCCAGACGAAUCAUCCUUUGUAGCAGCUGUAACAAAAGCACAGAACACAGAAGGUUAUCACUUAGUUCUAAAAUAGACCCGGACCUUCUAGAAGAUGACACGACGCUGGCCUCCAAGAAGAUGAGGAGCAAAGGGAUGCAGAAGGAAGCAUAAUAAUAAUAUAUAUAGAGUUAUUAAAAACCACAAGUUCACUGUAUCUCAUUGAAUGCAAGAUUUCGCAAGGCUGAACUCUUCAAGAUCUGGAGCCGAAGGACCAAACUGGCUUUUGUUUGUAGCAACAGAGAUCUGCAUCGCAACUGAACACAGAAACAGCUUUCCAUCUUGCAUCUGAAAUUUGCAGUAAGAGGGUGGGAAGCAAGUUGAUGAGCAAGCAGGAUGAGCAAACAUGCUUUUUCUUGAUAAAGGAGGCAGCAGAGAUGUCAGUUAUAUGUGAGAAAGUAUCCAAGGGAGAUAUAUUUGUGUAUAGGCUGUAUAGGAUAAAAUUUUAAGGUUUUUUAAAAA